This is a messenger RNA of Cercospora beticola, 1347 nucleotides long. RefSeq lists its product as uncharacterized. Gene Ontology annotation, biological process: siderophore biosynthetic process. Lineage: Eukaryota; Fungi; Ascomycota; Dothideomycetes; Mycosphaerellales; Mycosphaerellaceae. The record is from RefSeq and is a predicted model, not a curated record.
GUGACAUGGUUACAAUGGGGCGAGAGCAGACUCAUUCCAACCAUCGAAUCGCCGACAAUCGCAUGGGAGCAAGCAGUGGUCGUUGGCCACCCCGUCAAUCCGAUAGGCCGUUCGAUAUUGGCGCACCACGGUGCCGAGUACUUGGAACCUUCGGAAGCAACAAGCCUCCUUCACCCGGGCAUCUCACUGAUAGCCAUCGAUCGCUCCAAGACUAAAAUCACUGGACCUCUAUGCUCUAUCCUCAACAAGCUAUUGUGUGAACUACAGCUGCCUCCGACUCAACAAAACGAGCUCACCAUUCCGUGCCUCAGCAGACAGCUACCUGCCAUUCAAGGCUUCUUCCCGACAGCCCGCGUGCUUCGAAGCGACGCAUUCUUCGCGUCAGCACAAACCUCACUUCGCACAGUCCAGAUGCCGGAUCAUUUCGGUUUGGACUACCACAUCAAAUUUGCCCUUUCCUACACCAUUGGAUCCAAUCUGCGGACUAUCACCCCUCAUACGGUGGGGAUGAGCCAGGAACUAUCGAAUGUCAUUGCAGACGCUGUAGCAGACGACACAUGGAUCUGUCAAGAGGUCGCCGGAGUGACAGGAUCACAGAAGGAUGCCAAGGCUGCGCGUCAUUUGUCCUGUAUGCUCCGCCAGAAUCUCGAGCCACGCGCAAAAGCUCUCGGUCAAACUCUCAUUGUCGUAUCCGCAUUACGUCAGGUCCCAGCUCACCAGUCCGAAUGUAUCGCAGCCCUGGUGUUCGAUCUGAAAACGCCAGACUCGAAGCUCGCCUGGUUCAAACAAUUCUCUUCCAAACUCCUCCAUGCAGUCCUCAUUCCAGCCUUGCGAUCCGGCAUUGGCCUUGAAGCUCACGGUCAAAACAGCCUCAUUCGUGUUGACAUCGCAACCCGCGCCAUCGUUGGAUUUUGCUUUCGCGACUUCGGCAGCUGCAAAAUUCACAUGCCUACGUUGAACCGCCGUGGUCACUAUCUGGACACCAUGAAGCCUGGGUGCUGGAUACCUGCUGACAGAGAAGAAGAAGCUUGGGACCAGCUGCAGCAUACCGUGUUCAAUGAGCAGCUGCAGUCAAUGAUCGGCCAACUUAAGCUAGAUCCAACCACCGCAUGGACGUUAGUACGGGAUCAGCUCGACGACUUCUUCGCAUCAAAUAUGGAAUUCGAGGCAGCUUCUCGAAUGCAUGCCUACUUUACGCGUCCGAUGGUGUCGUAUAAGGCUCUCCUGCGCCUGGGAUUCAACCUCAAUGCUACUGAGGAUAUUUUUGUAGAAGUGCCAAAUGCUCUACACUUCGAGGUGGUAAACUGUACUGGACUAGAUGCUGCGAGGAAAAUCCAGUUAGAGUGA